This is a messenger RNA of Umbelopsis ramanniana AG, 1567 nucleotides long. RefSeq lists its product as uncharacterized. The transcript has 7 exons. The coding region runs from base 78 to 1223 and encodes 381 amino acids. Gene Ontology annotation, cellular component: plasma membrane; endoplasmic reticulum; Golgi apparatus. The record is from RefSeq and is a predicted model, not a curated record. NCBI's taxonomy places the organism in Eukaryota, Fungi, Mucoromycota, Umbelopsidomycetes, Umbelopsidales, Umbelopsidaceae.
CAAAGUUCUUGGCUGGGCUGAGUGUCGGUCAUCUCGUUCGAUUCUUGACGGCUCCAACAAAGCGAGUGUAAAGCAUCAUGUCAGAGCACAAGAGCCGCAAACCUUCCAACACUGCAUUCAAACAACAGCGCUUGAAGGCAUGGCAACCACUUCUUACCCCAAAGACGGUGCUUCCCACCCUCUUCAUAGCUGGUAUUAUCUUCGCACCACUCGGUGGUCUUUUCCUUUAUGAAAGCGAUACCGUUAACGAAAUCGUCAUUGACUAUACUCAGUGCAUCAACCAACCUCCUGGAGUACCAAAAGUUUUAGAAGAUAGCGAAUAUCGCUAUACAUUCACUUCACAGAAUACGACAGUGAUUCUCGCACCAACAUAUGAGCUUGUCAAUUCUACAACUUGGAUGAAGGGCGGAUCGCCACCUAAUGGAGCUCUUGUUCAACGCUGCAACAUUGCAUUCAAUAUUCCUAUGCCACUUCAUGCGCCUGUCUAUCUAUAUUAUAGACUUACCAACUUCUACCAAAAUCAUCGCAAAUAUGUCAAAAGUCUAAGCUACAACCAACUCAAAGGUCAAGUCAUCUCUCCAACCGACGCUUCAACGAGUUGUACUCAAAUGUCUGCGAAUGCGAAUGGCACAAUCUAUUACCCUUGUGGCCUCAUCGCAAACUCCGUCUUCAAUGAUACCUUUUCCCUCAGCCUUACUUUACUAAACCCACCCAAUAGCGCUGACUCAAACCAAAGCUAUGCAUUAACCGAGACAGGAAUAACGUGGUCUUCAGAUCAGAGUCGAUAUGGCAAGACGACUGCUGAUCCUUCCUCUGUCGCCCCUCCUCCUAAUUGGCAAGAUAGGUAUCCAAAUGGUUAUACUGCUGAUAACAUAUUCGAUCCCACUAAGGACGAGCACUUUCAAGUCUGGAUGAGAACAAGCUGGUUCCCAACAUUUAGAAAGCUGUACGCCAAGUAUACCAGUGACGAACCAUUUGUAGGAGGCAGAUACAUGAUCUCUGUAGACUUGAAUUAUGAUAUCCAAGCUUACGGCGGAACCAAAUCCUUGGUCCUCACCGGCACGUCCUUCCUUGGUAACCGAAACUCUUUCAUGGGACUUGCAUAUAUUGUCAUGGGAUGCAUAUGCGCUUUCCUUGGCCUUGUCUUCCUGGUUCGAAACUUCUAUCGACCAAGGAAAUUGGGCGAUCACGACCGCUUGUCGUGGAACAAUCAUCAGGACUAAAGGCAAUAAAAGACAAAGAUGUACCACCGUUUAUACUAGUUUCUCGUUUCACUCAUAUUCACCACUGUGAAAUAUUCUCAGAUUUUCAAUCUAUUAAAGGCUCUUAUAUUUUUUUUUAUAAAUAAUGGUAAUACAUUGAUUUGGGAUGUUAUGAUGCGAUUAACGGCGUACUACUUCAGCCAAGCCGUUUACUUUCUCUAAUUCUUCGACUCUUGCACCGUUGGAGUCUUCCGAAGCAAGCAACGGGCCUACGCUCAUCUCAGUCCAUGUACGCCAUACUUCCUCAACUUGAGCACUGGCUUCAUCACUAAGAGUAAUGCAGAAGAUAGCGUCAUAUCCGCCAG